Lactuca virosa is the source of this 351-nucleotide messenger RNA. The record is from the annotation of a GenBank genome assembly. NCBI's taxonomy places the organism in Eukaryota, Viridiplantae, Streptophyta, Magnoliopsida, Asterales, Asteraceae.
AUGAACAACCCAGUAGAUCAGCUCCGCCGGAAAUCACGUUGCCAUUGCGACAUUCUUUUCCAGUCGACGUUUCUCAGACGAAAAAACACCUGCCGACACCCAACAACUGCCUCACACCUUCAAGCAAAUCAGCUCGCAAAUCCAAUCGUCGGUCGCCCCUGUCCUGGCGAAAUGACUCUGAUAACCGCCUUUGUCCUCUCUGGUAGAGAUCAUCGGCCUCAUAUGAUCGAUCAAUCACCGCCUGCUGGAGCUACGACACCACCAAAUCACCUCCAGUCACCGACUGUCAACAUUCGUCGCCGAUCUCCCUCUUCAAUCAACAUUACCCGAAGAGGAACCCCUCACUGCUAG